Messenger RNA from Paramecium pentaurelia, 1305 nucleotides. NCBI's taxonomy places the organism in Eukaryota, Ciliophora, Oligohymenophorea, Peniculida, Parameciidae. The record is from the annotation of a GenBank genome assembly.
AUGAACAACUUCGAAUAAGACUUCUAUUAAUUUGUUAAAGAUUAAUUAGCCAAAAAAAGAAGGCAAAAAGACUCAUCACCUAAUACUCCAUAAGAUGAAACUGAUGAGAUGGAAAGUAACUCAUAUUGAUUUUAUAAAGAAAAUAGAUUGUUCAAUUAAAAUGUCAGUAAAGUGUUGCAAUAAGAAAGAAAGAAAAUGAAAAUCAAUAAAGUUACAAGGGAGUAGUUGUUUGAUAGGAGAUUUAAAGAUUUUGCUAAUAUGGAUACCUUUCUUGAUAUUAAAUAGUUUCUCAAGCAUUUAAGUAAUUAGAAGAUAGCUAAAGCUGAAAAAAAAAAGAAGUUAAAAACUCUAAAGAAAAUUGAUUCAGAUAGUGAUAAUGAUGAUUUAUUUGAUUAUGCUGAGAUCAUAUAAAAGAGCAAGUAAAUUGUUGAAAAGAGUACAGUUAUAAGACAUUCACCUGACAUCAAAGGAUAUUUGAUAUAAGAAGACUAACCAAAUUCACCUAAGAAUGAUAUUGAGGAGCUCAAAACAGAAGAUGAUAAAUUUUAUAAUGGAAUUGAUUAACUAUUUGUUGAUAUCAAGACUAAAUCUGAAUAGUUAGCUUUAUAAAAAAAAUAUGAGUAAGAAAGAAAAAAUUGUAAAGGAUCUAUCUAAAUAAUUAAAAUACCUUAAAAGUAAUUAGAAGAAAAUCUUUAAGAAAAAGAGAAGAUGGAUGAAUUGAUUUCUAAAUAAGCUAAGCAAUUUAAAGAAUAAACUGAAAAGGUACUUACUCUACUUGAAAAAACAACAAAGCAAUUAUAUAAUAAUAAAUAGAAAAAGGGACCUCAAAGAUAUAUUAAAAAAAAGAAGAAGUUAACAGAACCUAUUUAAUAACUGUCAGAAAUUAGUGAAUAAAGAACUACUUUCCAUCAAUUUUAUCCUGAAACUUCUCGUAGUACUAAUAAACUUCCAUAGCUAUCUCCCAAUACAUCCAAAAUAUACUCUCAUAGAACAUUUUUAAGUUAAGCUGCUCUUCCUGAUUCUAGAAAAAUAAGUCAAAUUUUAGAAAGGGAGGAACCUUAGGAUAAGAUAAAAAAUUAAUUUAAACAAUUCAUUUAAAAAAUAGACAGAGCUAAAGCAUCUUUUGAUAAAUCAUAUUAGAAUGACAAAGAAUUAUUAUCAAUUUAAUAAAGAAUAAUAAAAAAUAUGAAUAAAAUUGGAGAGAUACCGUUAGAGAGUUUAAAAAUACUUAAUAAAAAAGAAUUUGAGAUUAGUAAUCUGAAGUUAAGUAAAUUUAAAAAACUAAGACCAAUGCAAAUUUUAUGA